AUGGGUGGCAAGAGCAUGAUGGAUAUGUCUGUACUAAUGUUGUUGUUAGGGGUCACGGUGGUGACAGAAGCCAUGUCACAUGAUUAUGGAGAUGCGUUGACAAAAAGCAUCUUGUUUUUCGAAGGGCAGAGAUCAGGGAAGUUGCCUUCUAAUCAAAGGAUGAAUUGGAGGAAGGAUUCUGCCCUUAGAGAUGGAUCUGAUAUUGGUAUGGACAUGGUUGGUGGGUACUAUGAUGCUGGUGACAACGUAAAAUUCCAUUUUCCAAUGGCAUUCACAACAACGUUGUUGGCGUGGAGUAUAGUAGAGUUUGGUGAAUCGAUGGGCUCAGAUUUGGAACAUGCGUUAGAUGCUCUACGAUGGGGAACAGACUAUUUCCUGAAGGCCACAAGAAGACCUGGCAUGGUUGUUGCCCAAGUCGGUGAUCCCAUCAGCGACCACACAUGUUGGGAGAGACCUGAAGACAUGGACACUCUCAGAACUACUUACGUUGUUAAUCAAACCCAUCCUGGAUCAGAAGUUUCAGCCGAGAUUGCAGCUGCUCUAGCUGCCUCUUCUAUCGCGUUCAAGGACAAAGACAAACGGUAUUCUAGUGUACUUCUCCAGAGGGCAUCCCAGGUCUUCGACUUUGCAAACAAUUAUCAAGGAUCUUACGAUGAAAGUAUCGGACAAGGGGCAUGCCCAUUUUAUUGCGAUAUCAAUGGCUACCAUGAUGAACUGAUCUGGGGAGCAGCAUGGUUAUCCAAGGCAACUCAGGACCCCAAGUACUGGGAUUAUGUUGUAAAGAACAUGGCAACUCUAGGAGGCAGUAUUUUUGAGUUCGGAUGGGAUUCAAAACAAAGUGGGAUUAACAUAUUUGUUUCUCCAAUUUAUUUCGAUCCACAGAAGGUGAUGAACUCCUCUGGUAGUUCCUUCGUUACCAAUGCUGACAGUUUCGUGUGUUCCUUGUUGCCUGAGUCACCUACCAAAUCAGUCACAUACUCCCCAGGCGGGCUUAUGUUCAAACCAGGAGGAUGUAACUUGCAACAUGCAACGGCUUUAUCAUUUCUUCUUAUUGUUUACUCUCGCUAUUUACAAGUUGCCAACCGAUCAGUUCAUUGCGGUUCUGUGGUUACCACCCCGUCGAGACUCGUCGAGGUCGCCAAAACCCAGGUGGAUUACAUACUAGGAAGCAAUCCAUUAGGGAUGUCGUACAUGGUUGGAUAUGGCCCAAAAUUCCCACAGAGAAUUCAUCACAGAGGAUCGAGCCUGCCUUCCAUGUCUGCUUUCCAUGCGCAUAUUGGAUGUCAUGAUGGCAACAGCUAUUUGGUGACCAAAAUGCCUAACCGGAACGUCCUUGUAGGGGCCAUUGUUGGAGGACCAGACAACAACGAUCAAUUUCUUGAUAGUCGUCUCAAUGCUAGUCAAUCAGAACCAACAACGUACAUCAAUGCACCUUUGGUUGGAGCCUUGGCUUUCUUCAAAGGUGGAAAAUAA
Populus euphratica (Euphrates poplar) is the source of this 1473-nucleotide messenger RNA. RefSeq names its product endoglucanase 8-like. Lineage: Eukaryota; Viridiplantae; Streptophyta; Magnoliopsida; Malpighiales; Salicaceae. Gene Ontology annotation, molecular function: hydrolase activity, hydrolyzing O-glycosyl compounds. Bases 1 to 1473 code for a protein of 490 amino acids. The transcript has 7 exons. Gene Ontology annotation, biological process: carbohydrate metabolic process. The record is from RefSeq and is a predicted model, not a curated record.